Lodderomyces oxycetoniae is the source of this 3018-nucleotide messenger RNA. RefSeq lists its product as uncharacterized. The transcript has a single exon. Gene Ontology annotation, biological process: protein import into nucleus. The coding region runs from base 1 to 3018 and encodes 1005 amino acids. The record is from RefSeq and is a predicted model, not a curated record. Gene Ontology annotation, molecular function: small GTPase binding. Gene Ontology annotation, cellular component: cytosol; nuclear envelope. Lineage: Eukaryota; Fungi; Ascomycota; Pichiomycetes; Serinales; Debaryomycetaceae.
AUGGAUAAGGAAUCCUUAUUGAAAGCGCUUGAGGGAACUCUCGAUCCCAACAAGCAUGUUAGAAAUUCAAGUGAACAAACACUACAUGUAUACGAACAACAACCUGGUUUUACUAGCUACUUGUUGGAUUUGAUAUGCGAAGAAGCAGUUCAACUUGGAACACAGAUUUCUGCAGCCAUUUUUUUCAAGAAUAGAAUUAGCAACUAUUGGGUCUUGUCUGAAUAUACUAAACAACUGUCGGCAUGUUUCAUACUGGAAAAUGAAAAAGCAACAAUUAAGGAAAAAUUGGUAACAACCUUGAUCAAAACACAUAACAUAUCCCAAGUCAAGUCUUCACUAACAACGGCGUUGAGUAGCAUUUUAAGCUAUGACAAGUGGGAUAAUAUUAUACCGCUAAUAACCCGCUUGCUUACCUCACAGGAUAAAGAUCAAAUAUUCACAGGAUUGAUAGUUCUCUACGAAUUAGUGAAAAGUUAUAGAUGGACCGGUACAGAAGCAAAGAAUUUUGUCAAUCCAGUCAUGGAAGACGUGACACAACAGGUGUUUCCCUUGAUCGAAUCCAUGGCAAACACACUCGUGGAAAGCGACAGCAGCAAUAGCGCAAGCGAUGAAAUGCUUUACCUUAUUGUAAAGACGUUUAAAAACGCAACGUAUUCGAGUUUGCCUUCAUAUUUCCAGGAUGCAAGUAAAUUGGGUCUGUGGUGCCAAAUACAACUCAUGAUUAUAAACAAACCAUUGCCCAAAGAAGUGCUAGAGGAGGACAUGGUUGAGCAACGUGUUACUAACCUCAGAGUAAAAACGGUCAAAUGGUGCUUUGCCAAUAUAAACCGUUUGAUCAAUAAGCAUGGUGGUGGAAUAUUAUCUGCAAAAAGUGACCCUGAGUUCAUAUCAGUAUUUUUGACCAACUUUGUUCCUCAGAUAUUAAAUGCUUACUGGGAAAUCAUCGAAGAUUGGGCAUCGAAAAAGAUGUGGUUGAGCCCAGUAUCCAUGUACUAUAUGAUUUCAUUUUUGGAACAAGUUAUUGAAACUCCUUGUUGGCCAUUAGUAAAAGAAAAAUUGGACGCAAUCAUUAAGCAUCUUAUACUACCAUCGCUACAAGCCAGCAAAGAGAAUAUAGAGCUAUAUGAAGAUGACCCUCUUGAAUACGUUAGACGGUUUUUUGACGUUAAUCGUGAGCAAAAAACCGGCGAUGUUGCAUCGAUCAAUUUCAUCCACAGAUUAGCAAAUAAAAAACUUAAAGAGACGAUAGCCCUUUUAUUUGGCAUAGCUAACGAUAUCUUUGUUGAAAGAAUGAAUAAUCGUGAAAACAUUGAAAGCGCUAUGAAGACAGAGGGAGCUUUGAAAAUAUUAUCAACGAUAUCUUAUAGAUUAGAUGAUCACAGCUCUACUUGCCAUGGGCAAAUAGAUAAAGUGUUGGAUACUUUUGUUACCCCGGAAUUAUUAGAGGAGCAAUCAAGUAAAACUCCGUGGCUAACUGCAAGAGCUUGUGAUACCAUUGCCAUGUUUCAAACUCAUCACUAUGAGGAUGUUGGCGUUUUACAUAACAUUUUCCAAGGCAUUAUUAGAUGUUUUCAGGACGAAUCUCAAUUCCCGAUUCAAUUGACUGCUGCCGAUGCCCUUGCUACCUUAGUUAACGAGGUACCAGUGGCAGAACAAGUAGCGUCUCAGGCGCCACAAUUAAUGGAGAACUUGUUAGAAAAAUCAAAAAAGUAUGAGAGCGAUAUUCUCACAAAUGUCAUGGACACGUUUGUGGAAAAGUUUGCUAAAAACUUGGAGCCUUACGCUGUAGAACUUGGAACAAAGUUGGCAAACCAUUUUAUUCUUAUAGGCAAUGAAAUUUUGGAGCUGCAAAGCUCAGGGCGUAUUGAUGAGGACAAAGAGUUGCAAGCGGGCGGAAUACUAAAUACGUUAACAACUUUGGUGAUAUCCAUGUCAAAUGCAAAAGAAAUCGGACAACCUUUAGAGCAAGUCUUGAGAGAAUUGAUAGUUUUUGUUAUUGAAAAUGCCAUGGUGGUAUUUUUAACUGAUGUUGUAGAAAUUUUAGAAUCUUUACUACACUUGAGGAAUGAAGUAUCCGAUAUCAUGUGGUCUAUUUUUAAGGCUGUUCUUGAAGCCUUCGACACGUAUGCUCUUGAAUACUUUGACCAGUUGCAACCCUUUUUCACAGGAAUCAUUAACAAAGGAUUCACUAAUCCACAAAUCACUAUGGAGAACCCCUUUGUUCAAUCUUUGAUAAAUGUGUGUCUUAAUGUGUUAAAAGAAGAAGAAACCGAUCUGGUUUUUGCACACUUGGCAUUUGAAGACAUUGAGUUGACUAUUUUGGCGAUGAACACAAGGAUAGCUUCCUUUAUACCAAAAGUGUUGCCGGAAAUCUUUGACAUUUACAACAAGCUAGAUGCGCAAGACGCAUUUGACGGAUGUAUGUUGCAUCGAUUAUCGUUGUUGAGGAUUUUGUUUGCCUGUGUAUACAUUGACCCGAUGGCUACUAUACAGCUUAUUUCAGCAAAGGCCUUUUUGAUUGAGUUUUUCAAACUAUGGAUACAGUAUACUGAUGAUUUCCAAAGUGUGUAUGGUUGUAAGUUGCAGUUGCUAUGCGCCAUGGCCAUAAUCAAGAGUGAUGCGAUUAAACGAAUACCAGAGGACUUGGUUGGAGAAACUGUGGAUUUGUUGCUUGGGAACCUUACAGCUUUGCCAAAUGCAAUCAAAACGAAAAAUGCCAUCUUGAUGAAUGAAACUAGUCAAAAAGAGCAGAUCAAUAAUAUCAUCGAAGAGGGUAAUGACACUGAUAAGUACGAGGAAAUCGCGGGGAUUCAAGACGAGUACGAGCUAGACGAAGCUGAAAUGGAGGCAUUGAAGGAAACUCCAAUUGACAAGAUGAAUGCAUUUGAAGAAUUUGUAGAUAUGUUCCUUUCACUAAAACAAGGAGACCCUGAAAAGUAUAAAGUUUUAUUUGACGAUUUGAACGAUAGCAAAAUAGAGCUCAUAAAUGGUUUAAUUAAAGUUACCCAGGCCCACUAA